AUGGCUUUGUAUGAUCUUGCUGAAACAUUCAAGUAUUGCAACGCAAAGGUGGGACACACCAUAACUCGCUGCAAAUCUGCUCCAAAGACGUGCAAUUCCUGCAACUCUGUGAGGCAUACAACGGCUGAUUGCCCAAGAGGUCGUGGUGCUCCUGCAAAAGACAAAGGCAAAGCUCCGAUAAAAAGUCUUCUACCUAUUUUCACUCAUAGCAAGCAAGUUUACAUGCCUGUGGAAAAAGUUAAGGAUGUCGCUAGUUCUUCUGGUCAUCCUCUUCCUCCGCCUCGGACAGAAGUUGUUGGUAAAGAUAGCGUCUUAGUCUCUACCCCUCGGAAAAAGGAAUCAUCCUCUGUUACAGUUCACGAUUUGAGUCAUGGGUCGCUUUAUGUUGAUUUAAAAAUCCCUAAAGACUUCUCUAUGGCCUCACACUCUUCCGACUCAGCGUCAAGCGAUUCUUCCUCAGAUAGAGAAAACUUUUCAGAUGAAGCGGAUAAUCCAAAUGACCAGAAAGAUAAAUUCAUUGAAGUCAUCUCGAAGCGAUUCAAGAAGCAGUCAAAACGAAGGGUUAAGGCAGGGGUUAGAGGCUCUUAA
Messenger RNA from Brassica oleracea var. oleracea, 588 nucleotides. RefSeq lists its product as uncharacterized. The transcript has 2 exons. The record is from RefSeq and is a predicted model, not a curated record. The coding region runs from base 1 to 588 and encodes 195 amino acids. Lineage: Eukaryota; Viridiplantae; Streptophyta; Magnoliopsida; Brassicales; Brassicaceae.